Messenger RNA from Penicillium olsonii, 1404 nucleotides. Lineage: Eukaryota; Fungi; Ascomycota; Eurotiomycetes; Eurotiales; Aspergillaceae. The record is from the annotation of a GenBank genome assembly.
AUGGACGCCUUUGUCUCCAGGAAACGCAGACGAGUCUCGCAAGACGAUGAGCCAUCUGAUCCAUCUACCGAAGAGUCCACUGAUGUGAAACUUGCAAUAUUGAUGUCUCUUUUCCCAGACAUCAAGCAAGAUGAGCUAUUAGACAUACUUGUGUCGUGUGAAGGCUCUGUGGAAGCGGCUUCUUCAACCAUCUCCACGCAAGGGCCUGCCGCUGAAAUCCUGACGUCCAAAAAACGAGCUGUUGCAGGCUCACUUGGCACACAAACGUCUCUCUCAUCACAUGUCUUUACAACCGCUGAAGAUGGGACUCUGAAACCGAUCAAUGAGACAGGAAUCAAGAAGAAGACUCCGCCUACGAGAAAAGGCAAAACUCUACACCUCUACUCACCCGAAGAUAUCGCAGCAUACACGCCAUGCACAAUCAUUCACAACUUUUUGUCACCAGAAGAAGCGAACAAACUGUUGCUGGAGCUUCUAGAAGAGUCCAAGUAUCUAACCCGAUCUACAUUUCAACUCUUCAGUCGCUCUGUUCAGAGUCCCCACACACAUGCCGUGUAUGUCUCCACACCCGAGGAACAGCAGCAGCAGAUAUCCGAGUACACAUAUGGUGGUACAUAUAGCUCAAAUGUGAGACAAGCAACGCCGAACUUACGCUCGGUAUCACGUCAAGUCCAAACCGUGGUCAACGGCGAGAUUGAAAAACGGAUCCGCGACGUCUACCCAAAUGGAAAGAAACUCCAGUAUCAGUCAUCGAAAGAAUGGAAGCCCAAUGCAGCCUUUGUCAACUGCUAUGAUGGCCCAACCGAAAAUGUGGGCUAUCACUCCGAUGAUCUGACUUAUCUCGGGCCUCAUCCCGUCAUUGGAAGCCUGAGCCUCGGCGUGUCGCGCGAAUUUCGUAUCCGCCGUAUGGUAGCCCAGGACGACGACGAAAGCAAGGAAAACGAAUCGACCGACUCAAAUGUCCGGAAUCAGAAUGCAGCCGCGCGCGCCGAUUUACAAGGCCAGAUCUCAAUUCAUCUCCCCCAUAAUUCACUGCUAGUGAUGCAUGCAGAAAUGCAAGAAGAGUGGAAGCACUGUAUUGCGCCCGCACAAAGUAUCGUUCCACAUCCGGUGUCUGGAAACCGUCGAAUCAACAUCACCUACCGGUGGUAUCGUGAUUCUCUUCAUCCCCGGUAUACGCCGCGCUGCAAAUGUGGACAGCACGCGAUUCUUCGAUGUGCGCACCGUAAGCACGAAACGCGGGGGCGAUAUAUGUGGAUGUGCUAUGCCGGUUAUACCCCGGGAAAUGAGGGCUGCUCAUUCUUUCAAUGGGCGGAAUUUGAUGAUGAUGGCGAUCCCGUGUGGGACCAUAAAGAGUUUAAUGACCCGGCCCCUGCUCUGGACAACUUCUCGGCUUCACAAUAG